CGCUGCCCCAGCACAGCAGCAGUGAGCCUGACACAGGUCUGGUGAACGGUUGCCCACGUUCAGUAUGCGCUAACUCUCUUUCCGGGAGGUGUACAUUUUAUAUUGUUUAUAUAUACAACACUGUAGAAAUGAAGUGUUUACGAGUGUGUGACAGAAAGUAACAUGACAAAAUGGAGAGUGACUAUGAUCCUUUAGUUAGAACCCUGACCACUGUUGCUGAAGAUGACGACCUUGUGCCUUGGUGCCCUGAUGGUGACCACGGCACCUGUAAGGCCUAUCUGGCUCAUGUCAUCAGUGUGGACGAGGAGGACAACAGUGAGGAAGGAGCGGAGGACCCAACAAUUCACAGCAGUUACCCCAUUCUUUACAUGAGAGAAAAUGGGGUUGAGUCCUCUGAGUGUGUCGAAGGAGAAACUAAAGUGUCUUUCGUGAGUUGCUCGUCAGACGUACGUGCUGGUAAAUAUUUUAAUACAGUGAAUGAUUUCGUUAAUGAAAACGAUGUUAGUGAUGUGUUGGCUAAAAUGUGUUAUUGUGAGGGACAGGUCAUUGACAGAGAUGAUAAUGGGAAUAUUAAUAACGUGAGGACAUGUGAGGAAGCCUGCGACUGCAGUGUUAACAUCAGCGAUGUGAUUAGUGAAGACGUGGAAGAGGUCAGGCUGAUAAGUGCACCGUCAGCCGCCGAGGCUUAUAACUCUCCCCAGUUUGCAGCGUCUCCAGCACAGCCCCUUCACGGCAGUGCUGGACACCCUGAUGACGGAGAUGACAUAAGGCGACAGGCUGGCUAUCUGGGUCAUCAUGUGAACAUCCCUUGGUCAUGCGUAACCCAUGAUAUAAGCGAAGUUCCACAGACUAUCUCGAAGGCUUUUUCUGAUGUGAAAAGUACUGACGAGGUUGUUUUUCGCAAGCAGGCUGGUGGGCAGGAUGGCAUUUUCUGUCUCGCUGGAGAGGACCAGACCCAAGGAAUGCCGCCCUCGGAAGCCCUGUUAGAAAAAUCCUGUAAUGUCGAUGAUGAGGAUGAUUCCUCGUCUGGUUGGGCCUCCAGCUCUGCUCUCACAGUAGAAGAGGCUAUGACGCCAACAACAGGAGACAGAGUACCAGAGUUAACAUCGGAUUGUGAACGUGCAGCACACGAGGAUAAGAAUGUUGACAGUGACAUAAAGCCGGAUUUCAACGAAAAUACCGAGCUAAUACUUGACGAUCCAGUUUAUAAGGCAGUGAGGCUCUGCUGUGGUAGCACCAGUGACCUUAAUGAUCUUGAACACGAAGGUGCGGACGUCAUAAUUGAAGACUUGGGAGAUGGAGAAAGUUGCCAGAAAUGUGUUGAUGAUAUGGCUCAAAGCGAGAGUAACGAGUCGAAAAGCGAGGAAGGAGGUAAAUUAAAACAGUAUAUAAUUCAGCUUCUGCAAGAGAGCGAAUUUGGUGACACUAAAGAGGAUAUAAUGAGAGGAGAGGUAAACAAAGAUAUGGAUGAGCAGAUGAACAUUAGCAUUAAAAUGUCCGUUGAAGUUCCUGAAAGUCACUUAGAAGCUGAGGAACUAUUCAAAGUGGACAACCCGCAGGAGAAGACGAAGGACCUGCCGGAGAAUGAAGACGUACAGUUGAUGGUCAAGGAUGAGAUGAUAAUGGUAUGUAGCGUUGAAAACGAAAUUCAGUACAAGCACAGCAUCAAUACCGAAGGUAGCCAGCCCAGUUAUAGCAUUAAUAACGAGGACCUGGUACCAAAUGUAGAUGAUGAGUAUCCUCUCGACAAGGCCCCAGGCGCCGGCAGGAUGGAGUCCCACAAUGAUAAUGACGUGAUAUCUGACAUAUCCGGUCCAACUAAUAUUUGUACAGUCAGUACCCAUGGUGAUGAGUGUUCGGACACAGUGUGCGUUGCUGAAGCAGUCUUUGGAAAAGAAUUUUGGAUAAAGGAAAGUGAUAAAGUAUGUGUGGAGGAUCAGAGAACUGAGGAUGUCAUCAUUCUAGAGGAAGGGGUAGGCACUCAGGAUCUCGGUGAAUUAAUAGAAGAGAAUGAAUGUAGUUUUUACGCAGUAGUGACCGAGGCGAGUGACGUGAAAGGAGACGCAAGUCUUACAUCAGAGUGCCACCACGAGAAUUGUGUUGAGUCGCUUCCACACUCCCACCACCUUCAGCACUGUGAGAGCCUUUAUGAAGGUACCUCUCAAGCAGUGAUUACUGACCCAGUGGAAAUUUCUCCUGGAGAUGAAAGUACUCUUGAAUCUGUGAAUCUCUGUGACAGUGAGGCGGGAGAAAGUGAAAGCAAAGUUGAAGACCACAUUGACUUAGAUCUUUUGCCGCAGAGUGAUGUUAAUCUUUCUUCAGAGUCAGCUGACAGGUGUUUAGGUGUUAGUUGGCACAGCUCCUCACAGUGUGUGUGUCAUCCUUCUAGGGACAACAGCGUAGAAAUACGUGUGCCAGAGGCUGAGAGCCUUGAUGCAGAUUUUCUGAAUUCAGACGGAGCAAACAGCAAGAACGCUUUUGGUGUUGCUAAUUUUAAAGAAGUCCAGACAGAAGAGUCUCCUGUGUACGUAGAAGAAGUUGUUUGUGGUGUGUACGUGAGUAGUGCUGACGCUGCUGACACCACUAGCGAGGAGGACCAGCAGGACAGGGGUGCCUUGGAGGGUGCCAGUGUGACAGUCGAUGAGACAACUGUGCCUCGGGGUGAUUACGUAGACGAGGCACCUGACUGCACCCUUAGUGAGGACAAGAAUCAUCGCGAGCACAACCUUGAAGAGAAAAAUUGCUACACAAGAGUAAGGGAAGAAAUAGCUAAGGAAGUAGAAGAUGAAGAUGCGUCAGUACAGGAUGUAGAUGCAUCGGUAGAAGGUGAAGAUACUAAUUUGGCACUGAAGGAACAAAUCAACGAAGUACCACUGGAAAACGAAGGGGGAAGGGAAGAAAGUGCAAUAGAAAGUAAGAAAGGUAACAAAGAGAGACCGCCAGUCACCACUGAGGACCCAGACAGUAGCCCAAACUUGCUAUUGACAUCACCGGUGGACACUGACAGCGGCAGUGACACUGAGAGCCUAUUCAUACACGCCUGCUGUGAGGGAGGAGCCUCCAGCAGGAGCCAGGAAAGCACGACCUCCCCACCCGAGGAAACAGAAGAGUACUUCGAUAACCAAUACGACCAUGACUGUGAAGGUGGUAGCUGUGGUGACAAUGGGGUUGUCGUUGUAGGUGACGUGUGUGACGGUGGGACUGAUAACUUCACCAGUGUCCACUGUGAUAACCUGUUAGUAUUCUCAGAGGAAGAGUGCGCUCGAGUAAUAGUGACAUCAGAGUACAUCCCUGCGUGUGAUGAACUGGGUGAUGAAGAACAAGUUGAUGUAGCUGAAGAACAAGUUGAUGUCACUGAAGAACAAGUUGAUGUAACUGAAGAACAAGUUGAUGUAACUGAAGAACAAGUUGAUGUAAUUGAAGAACAAGUUGAUGUCACUGAAGAACAAGUUGAUGUCACUGAAGAACAAGUCGAUGUAACUGAAGAACAAGUUGAUGUAGUUGAAGAACAAGUUGAUGUUGAAGAACAAGUUGAUGUAGUUGAAGAACAAGUUGAUGUAGUUGAAGAACAAGUUGAUGUAGUGGAAGAACAAGUUGAUGUCACUGAAGAACAAGUUGAUGUAACUGAAGAACAAGUUGAUGUCACUGAAGAACAAGUUGAUGUAACUGAAGAACAAGUUGAUGUAGUUGAAGAACAAGUUGAUGUCACUGAAGAACAAGUUGAUGUAACUGAAGAACAAGUUGAUAUAACUGAAGAACAAGUUGAUGUCACUGAAGAACAAGUUGAAGUCACUGAAGAACAAGUUGAUGUAACUGAAGAACAAGUUGAUGUAACUGAAGAACAAGUUGAUGUAGUUGAAGAACAAGUUGAUGUAGUUGAAGAACAAGUUGAUGUAACUGAAGAACAAGUUGAUGUAGUUGAAGAACAAGUUGAUGUAGUUGAAGAACAAGUUGAUGUAGUUGAAGAACAAGUUGAUGUAGUUGAAGAACAAGUUGAUGUCACUGAAGAACAAGUUGAUGUAACUGAAGAACAAGUUGAUGUCACUGAAGAACAAGUUGAUGUAACUGAAGAACAAGUUGAUGUAGUUGAAGAACAAGUUGAUGUCACUGAAGAACAAGUUGAUGUAACUGAAGAACAAGUUGAUGUAACUGAAGAACACGUUGAUGUCACUGAAGAACAAGUUAAUGUAACUGAAGAACAAGUUGAUGUAACUGAAGAACAAGUUGAUGUAACUGAAGAACAAGUUCAUGUAGUUGAAGAACAAGCUGAUGUAACUGAAGAACAAGUUGAUGUAACUGAAGAACAAGUUGAUGUCACUGAAGAACAAGUUGAUGUCACUGAAGAACAAGUUGAUGUAACUGAAGAACAAGUUGAUGUCACUGAAGAACAAGUUGAUGUAACUGAAGAACAAGUUGAUGUCACUGAAGAACAAGUUGAUGUAACUGAAGAACAAGUUGAUGUCACUGAAGAACAAGUUGAUGUAACUGAAGAACAAGAUGUCACUGAAGAACAAGUUGAUGUCACUGAAGAACAAGUUGAUGUAACUGAAGAACAAGUUGAUGUAACUGAAGAACAAGUUGAUGUAACCGAAGAACAAGUUGAUGUAACUGAAGAACAAGUUGAUGUCACUGAAGAACAAGUUGAUGUCACUGAAGAACAAGUUGAUGUAACUGAAGAACAAGUUGAUGUAACUGAAGAACAAGUUGAUGUAACUGAAGAACAAGUUGAUGUAACUGAAGAACAAGUUGAUGUAACUGAAGAACAAGUUGAUGUAACUGAAGAACAAGUUGAUGUCACUGAAGAACAAGUUGAUGUCACUGAAGAACAAGUUGAUGUAACUGAAGAACAAGUUGAUGUCACUGAAGAACAAGUUGAUGUAACUGAAAAAGAAAUUGCAGCAACUGAAGAACAGAUCGGUGGAUCAGCUGAAGAACAUGCCGAAGAAACUGAAGAACAAAAUCUUGUAAGCAUCGAAGAGGGAUGCGUUCACCUCGCCAGAGAACGUCAGAACAAAAGAAACCAGCAAAGCGACUCAGAACAAAAUAACAUCACGACUGAAGAACACGGUGACAGCACAAUAGAAGAACUGUACGAAGAACAAAGUAAUGUUAGUGUCAGAACGAGUGUUGAUCCGGUAGGAGAACAAAGUUUCGCAGAGCGUGAAAAACAUUGCAUCAAAAUAACAGAAGAACAGAGUGGUGAGGGUGUUGAGAGUGAACAAAGUGUUUCAGGUGAGAUAGAACAAAGUGAAAACACAGUCACAGUAGAACAGUGUAGUGCUGUUAUGAGGGUCAUGGACGCCGCCAAGGAGAGAACAGUUGAUGUAGAGAGAACGUCAGAUGACGGCAGUGUUGUAGAGAGCAGUGAGAGUGCCAGAACCAGUAAGAGUUUUAAGAGUGAGAGCAGUAAUCGUGAUUCGGGUACUAGUUAUCUCAGUGAAGGUGACGAUACGGGCGACGAUGAUGACACUCUGGUUGGUCGUAGCAGUGACGGUGACGGGGUCAUCAUGAGCGAUUGUGGCAAACGGAGAAGUAGUGAAGAAUGCUCACAGAGUGAAGGUAGCGAGUGUGAGGUUGAGAGGGGCCGGGAGCUGGAGUCUCCGCGCUACCACGAUGAUAACAUCAGUGUACAGAGUGAGAUGAUGCUGGAGGCACCUCCUGAAGGAGUGGAGGGCGAGGAGGCGGCAGAACCAGGCGGCAGGAGGUUCAGAAGGAGUCGCAACCACCAGUUCAGGAUUGGUAGGAGGUUCAGCAGCCAGAAGAUGGUCAGGAAGAUGAAGAAAGCCGUCCACUUCGGCAGAAAGUCUGCCGAAGAUGACAUUGAUAUUGAGGUGCAUCCUACCAAGCUUUCCGCAACACCACACCAGCAACAGCAACAGCAAAGGUGCCAGAUUAACCAGGCUGUGAUGGAUAUGGUGUUCAGCGGAGCACCAACAGCAACAGCCUGGUUGACCAGGCAAGCACUAGACGAGCCGUGCAAAGCAAAUGACCUCGUAACAGCACACGACCCUGCACAGCACCACCACCGCUGUCACAGCAGCACACGACCCUGCACAGCACCACCGCUACCACAGCAGCACACGACCCUGCACAGCAGCACCACCACAGCUGCCACAGCAGCACACGACCCUGCACAGCACCACCACCGCUGCCACAGCAGCACACGAACCUGCACAGCACCACCACCGCUGCCGCAGCAGCACACCACCCUGCACAGCACCACCGCUGCCGCAGCAGCACACCACCCUGCACAGCACCACCACAGCUGCCACAGCAGCACACCACCCUGCACAGCACCACCUCUACCACAGCACCACACCACCCUACACAGAACCACCAUAGCUGCCACAGCAGCACACGACUCUGCACAGCACCACCACCGCUACCACAGCAGCACACGACCCUACACAGUAUCACCGUUACCCCAGCAGUACACAACCAUGCACAGCACCACCGCUACCACAGCAGCACACGACCCUACACAGCACCACCACUACCACAGCAGCACACGACCCUGCACAGCACCACCGCUACCACAGCAGCACACGACCCUGCACAGCAGCACCACCACAGCUGCCACAGCAGCACACGACCCUGCACAGCACCACCACCGCUGCCACAGCAGCACACGAACCUGCACAGCACCACCACCGCUGCCGCAGCAGCACACCACCCUGCACAGCACCACCGCUGCCGCAGCAGCACACCACCCUGCACAGCACCACCACAGCUGCCACAGCAGCACACCACCCUGCACAGCACCACCUCUACCACAGCACCACACCACCCUACACAGAACCACCAUAGCUGCCACAGCAGCACACGACUCUGCACAGCACCACCACCGCUACCACAGCAGCACACGACCCUACACAGUAUCACCGUUACCCCAGCAGUACACAACCAUGCACAGCACCACCGCUACCACAGCAGCACACGACCCUACACAGCACCACCACUACCACAGCAGCACACGACCCUGCACAGCACCACCUCUACCACAGCAGCACACGACCCUACACAGCACCAUCUCUACCACAGCAGCACACGACCCUGCACACACCACCACCACCAUCACCGCCACAGCAGCACACGACCCUCCACAUCACCACCACCACCGCCACAGCAGCACACGACCAUGCACUGCACCACCACCACAGCAGGAUAGGCCCAGCAGCUGCACUUCAACCUUCUGGAACUCAAAUAUAAUUUAG
Messenger RNA from Cherax quadricarinatus, 7214 nucleotides. Lineage: Eukaryota; Metazoa; Arthropoda; Malacostraca; Decapoda; Parastacidae. The record is from RefSeq and is a predicted model, not a curated record.